AUGACCUAUCUUAUAAAUAAAAAGUUUGUGUAUUUCAUCUGUGAGCCAUUAUUGGGUAUAGGUUAUACGAUACAUCUGUAAUAUCACAAGUAUUAAUGACUUAGGUUUAAGAGUGCCUUAAUAAAAAAAACUAUGAGAUAUUAGGGUCGGAACUAAGAGAAAUGAUGGGGAAGUUCAGAAUUUUGAGCAUGUUCUGCGAAGGUUGAACAUUCAAAAAGGAUAUCGAACGGUCGAUACCAAACAUUCGAAUUGGAUCUCAAAUGCUCGAUCGCGGGAUGCUGAUCGUUCGAUGAGAGUUUAAGAACUUUUAUUUUUGCCACCUCAACCCUUUUUGAAAACACAUGGAAACUAAAGGGAAAUGAUUAGGAUAAUGAUUAUAGGAUCGAUUAUAGUGUGAAGGUUAGGGUAGGAUUCCUAAAGGACAGAAAAUCACUGGAAACACUUUCUUAAGAGGGAAAACAUUGGAUUUUUUUAAACCCCAAGAUUACAUUCACAAAUCUUAUAACGAUAACCAUGACAUGCGCCUUGAAAAGAGCUUUCUUUAAUGGGGUUGCACGCAAAAUUCUAAGACCCCUAGAAAAUGUAAUGUCUGUUUUACUGAACAUUGUGCAAAGCGGUCAACCUUUAGAAAAGUCAAUCUCGAACGUUCGAUGCGACCUAGGACACGAAAAAUUGAAUUUUUCAGCUCUUUAAAGUUAAUUGGGGCUAGGUUUUAUUUGGUGUGCCCCCAACCUUUCAUACACGACCUAAAAACCUCUAGAGAGAGAAAGAGAGAAAUCAAAGGGAAGAUGAGAGUUUUUUAGAGGAGAUUAAGAGAAGGAAAUGUGCUUGGAGCAUGAGGACUUAAAGUAUGCUUCAAGGGUAUUGAUGGACCAGGGACGCCCUCCUUAUGCAUAUCGGGCACCUCGCCCACCCGUGCCCCCCAUGACCACGCCCACUGAUUCGACGGCAGUAUAUACUGCGGCGUGGCCACACCACCCAGACGGGGCUUAUAGACCAUUGUUGCCGGGUAUGGUGGCCGUGCCCACGUCAGAUCACGGGCAGACCAGCACAGCUGGACCUUGCAGCUCUCCAUUGUCGGAGCUGCCGACAUUAUCUCAGAUAGGGUUCACCCAACCGGGUAACGCCUAUCGAUGGUGGGUGCGAGAGGGGAUGGGGUCACCAGGUUAUGCGCCGUACUUUCCGUAUACGUAUAGUGGACCUAUGACGUGUAACCCUGAUAGUGAGACGCAGGAUGGUAGAUUUCCACUGUCACAGACCGGGGAGAUGCAGAUGCCGGCUGUGGGGUUGGGACAGAUACCGGCACAGGCGGCGAUGCAGGGCCAGAUUUUGGGGCUGAGACAGAUGCCAGCAUCGGGAGCGAGUCAGGGCCCGGGGCAUGUAGAGAGCCAGAUGCCGUUACCUGGUGAGAGCUAGAUGCCGCUUUCCGGUGAGAGUCAGAUGCCAGAUGUGGGGGGGAGCCAGAGUACCCAUGAAGAGGACGUUGUGAUGUUGGGUACCGAUCAGUUGGCCCCCGGUAGCCCCCAGGGUAUGGAUUCAGAUGAUGAUCAGCAGCCUCCACCAGCCGGAGAGGUUGGCGAGGAGGUUGCAGGCGACCCAGCGACGUAGCACAUAGGGAUUGGGCAGAUUCGGUUGAUGGGGUACAACCCAGACGGGACCAUUUAUUAUGAGGUGAUUGACGACCCAGCGAGAAACUGGGUGCACCCGAGGGGGAAGAAGGUUGUAUUGCAGUACAAUGCUGCUAUAAAACCUGUAGGACGAGCCUGCAAUCGUUUUCGGCGGGCAGAGGGCAAGAUGAUCAGGAGUGGGUCCUACAUACACAUGCGGGACGAAUGGGCGAGGGUAAAUAGGCAGAUUAAGCAGGCAAUGUGGAACGCGCUGAUGGAGGAGUUCUAUCUACCUGUAUCAGUAGACGUGCGCAGGGCACAACAGGAGGCGUGGAAUGAUAUUGGCCGUAAGCAUCGCUCGUGGAAGUCGAGGUUCAAAACCCAACUACAAAUUGGAGACGGUGACACGCCCGAGAGUAUCCGUGCGAGAAUGCCGGAAAAUUUUUUUGAGGAGUAUGAUGCAGAAGAUGUAGACUUCCUGCUGAGAGAUUGGUGCAGAGAGCAUAAAAUCGCAACCUCUGAACGGAUGAAAAGGUUGCGGGAGCGGAAUGACCUUCCCCAUUGUGCGGGAUCUAAAAGUUAUGCCAGAUUUAAUCACGAGGAGACAUGUACAUCUGGCACGCCCCCCACUCGCGCCGCGUCGUUCGUGAAGACCCACACAAGGAAGGACGGCACUUACGUGAACGACCGUACACGGGUCUUAUGCGAGAGGAUGACGCAGAGUUUAUCCAGUGAUCCAGCCGCCACGCAAAGCGUCUCCGCAGACACGGUGCGUUGGGCACCGAACGACGCUUACGAACAGGCGGUUGGGAGGCCUGAGUAUGCAGGGAGGGUUCGGCAGGUUGGGCCGAACGUCACACCUGUUCGAGGGACAUGUUUCUCAUAUAGGCCUCGGUCACAGGGGGGACCAUCUCAGGGCACGUCGCGGGAUUGGGCCGAACAGUCUCGGAAGAUGGAAGAGAUCCAAGCGGAGCUACAGGCUGAGCGAGCGAGGAAUGACCGGUUGGAGCAGCGCGUGCAACAGUUCGACGGCAUAGAGCAGCGCUUGCGACAGUUUGAGGUCUUCAUGUCCUCCAUGGGAGUACCAGCACCAUGUGUUGGUAAUCAGUCUUCUCCUGCACAUGUAGGUAGUACGUCGUCCGUUAAUAGUGCAUCUGCAGGUAAUUCGACAACGGUUGGUACGUUGUCGCCUGUUGGACGACAGUUGAGCCAGCAUUCCACUGUCGCUACACCUUCGCCCGCUACACCAUUCAUUGCGCAGCAAUCGCCGGUUGGCGAGAACACGCCUGGGACGGUACCUCGUGAUUCGCAGGGACGCCCUUCAGAUUUGUAGAUAUUUUGUGUAAUUAUUUUUU
This is a messenger RNA of Alnus glutinosa, 2962 nucleotides long. RefSeq lists its product as uncharacterized. NCBI's taxonomy places the organism in Eukaryota, Viridiplantae, Streptophyta, Magnoliopsida, Fagales, Betulaceae. The record is from RefSeq and is a predicted model, not a curated record. Bases 1636 to 2940 code for a protein of 434 amino acids. The transcript is spliced from 8 exons.